Molecule: messenger RNA, 277 nt
Organism: Funneliformis mosseae
Lineage: Eukaryota; Fungi; Glomeromycota; Glomeromycetes; Glomerales; Glomeraceae
Source: the annotation of a GenBank genome assembly
GGACCAAUUAUCAACUAAUGAGGGAUCUGAGGUUCAUUGUGAACGACCACCAGCUAGGGUGAUAACUAAAAAGAAGAGAAGUAUUAUAGGAAAGCAAUAUUAUGAAGAGUUCUCUAUAGAAUUUUGGAAAGAACCCGAUAUUUGUUUUUCUGAUAUUCGUAUUUACUUUGGAUCACAACGUUCUACGACGCUAUCUAAUACAACCAUUCAAUCAACACUCUCAACAUCUGGUCCUCUUGAGACCGGUUCUGAUACUUCUUUUUCUUCACAUAAAUAA